This is a messenger RNA of Papaver somniferum (opium poppy), 366 nucleotides long. RefSeq names its product clathrin interactor EPSIN 2-like. The transcript has a single exon. Lineage: Eukaryota; Viridiplantae; Streptophyta; Magnoliopsida; Ranunculales; Papaveraceae. The coding region runs from base 1 to 366 and encodes 121 amino acids. The record is from RefSeq and is a predicted model, not a curated record.
AUGUAUAGGCCCGGUACAGGAGGUUAUGGGGAUGAAGAUCGCUACGGAAUUAGAGAUGAUGACCGAAAUGGUUACAGGAGAGAGAGAGAAUAUGGCUAUAAGGAUGAUGACGGAAACAGUAGAGGUGGUGAUUCAUACAGUAGCAAUGAAGACCGUUAUGGUAGAGAUUAUGAUGGUGGUUACAUGGACGAUGAUUAUAAUAGAGUAAGAAGUCGAAGUAAUGAAGACUUUCAGUUUGGCCAAAUAAGUAGGAGUUCUGAUAGAUACAUGGUAUGUGGUUAUGAUGACGAUGGUCGUCAUUCAUCAAGGAAUGCUAUUACUUUUCAGUUACUUAUAUUUUGGUUAAGGAAGAUUCAAGACAUUUAG